Cryptomeria japonica (Japanese cedar) is the source of this 1285-nucleotide messenger RNA. Its product is annotated as transcription factor MYB82. Lineage: Eukaryota; Viridiplantae; Streptophyta; Pinopsida; Cupressales; Cupressaceae. The record is from RefSeq and is a predicted model, not a curated record. The coding region runs from base 134 to 853 and encodes 239 amino acids. The transcript has 3 exons.
UCAUUCCAAACGUUUAAGCGGUGUAGGAUAGGAAGGAACUCUGAAAAUUAUCUAUAUAUUCAGCAAUUUGGCAAAUUUUGUCUGAAAACCAGACAAUCAAUGUGAUUGAGAGCCCAAGGAAGGAUAGGCAAGAAUGGUAGGAAGCAAAUGUGUGAAUGGGCUUAACCGAGGGACUUGGCAACCUAAUGAGGAUCUUCUUUUGAAACAAUAUAUUGAAGCCAAUGGUGUGGGACGUUGGAGUACUCUUCCUGCAAGAGCGGGUUUGAAUCGGUGUGGAAAGAGUUGCAGAUUGCGGUGGCUGAAUUACCUCCGCCCAAAUGUGAAGCGAGGCCAUAUUUCUCCUGAGGAAGAAGAACUCAUUAUAAGACUUCAUAAACUGCUUGGAAACAGGUGGUCAUUGAUUGCUGCCCGUGUACCAGGAAGAACAGACAACGACGUAAAGAAUUUCUGGAAUAUUCAUGUGAGCAAGAAAUCGCCCAACAAAAGAUUACAUCUCAAAGCCCCAAGGUCACAGGUAAAAGAUGAAUCCUCUACUGAAUCUGAGCAACUAAAAUAUGCAUGCAAUGGCAAACCAGCUGAAAUGCACACUGCAGUAUAUGAAACAAGGGUGGUAGAGCAGAAUAGUCAUGGAAUCCAAAGUAAUAUUUGUGAGAGCAUACAAGGUGCCACAACAUCUAAUCAAUAUCAUUCAGAUUUAGAUCCAUUUUGGGUUGGCUCUGUGCCCUGGCUUCAUUCCAACGAUGGAGACAAGUUUUAUGUUUUUGACAAUACAUGCUACUUUACUGAUUCACAACAGAAUAACCUCAUUUCUCAUCUUGAUCUAAAGGGCAUGUGGUGCAAUAAUAUAUUUUAGACAUUGUCUAGGUAACUCAGCUGUUUAUUUAUGCUUUCUUCUUUAGAGUCAUAAAGAUCCUCUGCAGGAUUCUUGGCUGUUUGGAUCAACUGGGUUAAGGUCUUUCAGAACAAUAUUUUCUGUGGGUGAUCACUGUUUUUCUAAAUUUUUGUGGAUAAUUAGCAGUUGGACAUUUUCAGAGUGAAGUUUUAUAUUUUCCCAUUUGAAGUUGAUAAUGGAAGAUGCAGAACACAUGAAUGCCUUGUUUUGGUUGUUGUCCAUCUUUAGGUCAGAAUGAAAGGCAAGGUAAGGAAGGAGUAAUGUCUUUCAAAUAAAAUAUGUCUGAUGAUCAUCCAUUGUCUUUGCCCUUUGUAUGCUGGAAUAGUUAAUCCCUGAACAAGAGUAAAUACUGAAUAUAUAUUUUGUGUAAUCUUUUGGAGAAUUUUCAAGUUC